AUGUGGUUGUGUUUGGGCUCAUUACUUGUGACUCUGUCUGUCUGCCUCAAAGGUGAAGCACUGAUCGAAUUGAAACUGCUCGAUGGGCAUUUCCCGCAUCUCCUCAAAUCUGUCGAUGCGGAGAGUAAAGAUCAGUCUGACUGUCUAAGCGUUGAUACGAAAAUCGCAAAGUGCCGGGAAGUCCCCGGAAUGGAGGAUCGAGCAGAGGCUCAGCCGAAAGCGAGUGCAGAAGUGGCAAACAGGUCCGAGAUCCAUGCGGCCAUCGCGCAGCCGGGAAGUGUUCAAGAACUGCUCGAACUGUACCAACCAGAAAUGGCGAGUUCAACUGGUCCGGAUGAAGAGGGCCGAAUGGCCAGACUGAAGAUGGACUUCGAAAGGCUUCUCCAAGACACAAAAGCAUUGAUCGUAAGUCAACACCUAGUCGGUACGAAGAGAAACUGGGUUUCCAUGAAUCUUCUCAAAUAA
Protopolystoma xenopodis is the source of this 465-nucleotide messenger RNA. Lineage: Eukaryota; Metazoa; Platyhelminthes; Monogenea; Polystomatidea; Polystomatidae. The record is from the annotation of a GenBank genome assembly.